AUGGCUACCCCUAUUGUCCUUACUUUUGAUGCUGAGGGCCGUGCCGUUGACUUUGAGGUCUGGGUCGAUGACCUCCAGCUGUUUCUCCAGUGCGAUAGGGCAGACGGUCUCUCCCUCUUUGACCUCACCUCUUGUGCCUCUCCUGCCCCUGCUGCUGAUGCUGACGCCACUGUUCGCUCACAGUGGGCCACACGGGAUGCUGCUGCUCACCUUGCUGUGCGUCGCCACUUACCGACCACUGAGCGUGCACACUUAAGCCAGUACAAGAGUGCUCAGACCUUGUACGACGUUGUUGUUGCACGCUACUCCUCCCCUGCCACUGCUGCACUGAGCCGCCUCAUGCUACCGUACCUCUUCCCUGACCUUGCUGCCUUUCCCACAGUCGCUGACCUCAUUACGCACCUCCGCAUUAGUGACACUCGCUACCGCGCUGCUCUUCCUGCUGAGGACCACUUCCUCUCAAUUUGCCCCACCACUCUCACCGUUGACCUCCUCGAGAAGGCCCUCCUAGCAGCACAGAAGAGCAUAGUCGCUGUAGGAGCCUCUCGUGGUGACCCUCGGACCCCCAUCUUUGAGGGGUGUUCCCCCUCCCCCCUUUUGCCCUCUGUUGCCUCUGCUGCUGCGGCCGACCUCGUUGGUUUCGAGUCCGUCGGCGCUGCGUCUGCCCCGAGCGGAAGACGCCGCCCUGGCAAGGGCAAGGGGGGCAAGGGCGCUGGAGGGGCUGGCCGGGGUGGCGGAGGUGGCGGUGGAGGCAGUGGAGGGGGUGGGGGUGGUGGUGGGAGUGGUGGCGGGGGUGGAGGUGUACGUGGCGGCAGUGGAGGCGGAGGCGGAGGCGGCGGUGGCGGUGGGAGCGGAGGUGGCGGAGGUGGCGGCAGUGGAGGAGGCGGCGGCGGAGGAGGUGGAGCUGGUCGGGGUGGCGCUGCGCAGAGGGUCGGCUCUUGUGGUGGUCAGCGCCAGCAGCACCAGCAGCAGCUGCGGACAUAA
This is a messenger RNA of Closterium sp. NIES-65, 984 nucleotides long. The record is from the annotation of a GenBank genome assembly. NCBI's taxonomy places the organism in Eukaryota, Viridiplantae, Streptophyta, Zygnematophyceae, Desmidiales, Closteriaceae.